Molecule: messenger RNA, 1095 nt
Organism: Aspergillus fumigatus Af293
Lineage: Eukaryota; Fungi; Ascomycota; Eurotiomycetes; Eurotiales; Aspergillaceae
Product: putative short chain dehydrogenase/reductase
Exons: 3
Coding region: 1-1095 (364 amino acids)
Molecular function (GO): oxidoreductase activity
Source: RefSeq, a predicted model, not a curated record
AUGCUGCCUUGGGUGCACACAACUUCUUGGAUUCUCCAUCAUUACGCGUCCUCAUCUCUUGACCAAGCCUCAUUCAUCAUGGCCCCUUACAUCCACACGGGCCCCAUCGACUGUGAGCGGGACUUUGACCCCAGCAGUGUGAAGGGAAAGACUGCCAUUGUGACAGGAGGUAACCAGGUUCAGAUGCUUUCCCAAUACCACAAUCUUGCCCUCGCUUACAGACACACAGGUGCGAGUGGUCUUGGUGAAGCUUAUGUGCGAGCGCUCGUUGCUGCUGGGUCAACGCCUGGCGGCAGAGCUGCCAAUGUAGGAUCCCCCUCGGCACUCUGGCUUGAACGUAGUCCAUCACUGACCAGAAACCUUUUUGCCUCAUCAAGGACGAAAUUUGUCCCCUGCGAUGCGGGCCACUGGGAUGACCAAGUCCGACUGUUUGAAAACGCAGUCUCCCUCUCCCCAAACGGCCGCAUCGCCUACGUGGUAGCCAACGCCGGGAUUCAUCGCCCGGAUGAAGUCUUCGAGCAGCCACACCCGGACCAGGAGCCUGCCAAACCGGAUCUGACCAUCGUCGACAUCAACAUCAAGGGCCCGUUGUACACUGCCAAGUUGGCCGCCCACUAUUUCAUCCGCCAAAACGGUUCAACGCCCACCCUCGGCCAGGAGGAUACCUGCCUCAUUCUCAUCGGCUCAGGGGCGGCGUUCCUGGACUGUCCCCGAGCGCCGCAGUACAGUGCGAGCAAAUGGGCCAUGCGGGGCAUCAUGCAUUCGUUACGGAGGACCACCUACUAUUAUGGCUCCCGGGUCAACGUGAUUUCCCCUUGGUACGUCCGAACCAAGAUUCUGCCGGAGAAGACGUUUGACCAUGUCUCCAAGGUCGGGGUCCAAUUUGCCUCGGCUGAGGAUGCAGGACAGUGUCUCCUUCGGAUACUGAGUGACCCGAGCGUCAACGGUCACUCCUUCUUCGUCACCGCCAGGAAAUGGGCCUCCCGGGGAUAUGUGGAUUUGGAUUUGGAGGAUUAUCCAGGCAAUGCGCUGCUGGGAGAGGUUCAGGAAGAGCAGAUGCUGAGUGCCCCGGUUUCGGCGGGGUUGUUCAUUUAA